Molecule: messenger RNA, 981 nt
Organism: Aspergillus wentii DTO 134E9
Lineage: Eukaryota; Fungi; Ascomycota; Eurotiomycetes; Eurotiales; Aspergillaceae
Product: aminotransferase class IV
Exons: 1
Coding region: 1-981 (326 amino acids)
Biological process (GO): carboxylic acid metabolic process
Molecular function (GO): catalytic activity
Source: RefSeq, a predicted model, not a curated record
AUGGCGUCUAUGGACAAGGUUUUCCGGGAAUACUAUGAGCGCCUGCACGCUCUUGAAAAGAGUGAUAACCCUUUUUCCGUAGGCAUCGCCUUUGUGGAAGGGGAGUUCAUCGUGCCCAAAGACGCCCGCAUUCCAAUGCUUGACGAAGGGUUUAUGCACAGUGACCUCACUUACGAUGUCACAUCUGUCUGGGAUGGGCGCUUCUUUCGCCUUGAUGACCAUAUGCAGCGGCUGCUGGAAAGCUGUGAGAAAAUGUGUCUAAAGCUUCCUCUUCCACCAGAAAAGGUUAAAGAAAUCAUGAUUGACAUGGUGGCCAAGAGUGGUAUCCGAGAUGCAUUUGUGGAAAUCAUUGUGACACGUGGUCUGAAGGGUGUUCGAGGCUCUAAACCAGGUGAUCUUUUUUAUAACAAUCUUUAUUUACUCGUCCUGCCGUAUAUCUGGGUUAUGGAGCCUGAGGAUCAGCGCACGGGUGGAACUGCCAUUACUGCACGCACUGUGCGGCGGAUUCCCCCGGGAGCAUUUGAUCCAACGAUCAAGAACCUUCAGUGGGGUGAUUUGACAAGGGGGCUAUUUGAAGCUAUGGACCGCGGUGCGACUUUCCCCUUCCUAACAGAUGGAGAUACCAAUCUUACCGAGGGUUCUGGCUUCAACAUUUUUUUGGUAAAGAAUGAUGCUCUUUACACCCCAGACCGUGGUGUACUGCUAGGCAUUACCCGCAAGAGCGUUAUUGAUGUGGCACGCGCAAAUAAGAUGGACAUUCAUGUUGGUGUUAUACCUGUGGAGGACGCCUAUCAUUGCGAUGAAAUAUUCAUGAGCACGACAGCAGGCGGCAUAAUGCCCAUCACAUCAUUUGAUGGACAGUCAGUGGGCAAAGGUCAGGUUGGACCGGUCACGAAGAAAGUCUGGGAUAGAUAUUGGGAGAUGCAUUAUGAUCCAGCCUAUAGUUUUCCAGUCGAAUAUAGCACAGGUCCAAGAAAGUGA